CGCGCGGGCGGGCGCGCGCGGGCCGGCGUCCCCGGCGGCGGCGAUGGCGGCGGCGGCCUCGCAGCGAGACCCGGGCGACUGGCAGGACUUCUCGGGCUUCCAGCCCUCCGCGGGGAGCGGCCCCGAGGCUGCCCGCGACAAAGGCGGCUGGGGCGCUGCGGACUUGGGAGCGAAGCUGUCCCUCUGCUUUGAGCCCCCGCAGGCCCGGGCGGGCGGCGGCGGCGGCGAGAGCCGCGUUCCGCUGCGGCCGCUGACGGAGCAGAGCGCCCUGCAGGACGACGAGAUUUGGAAUGCUUUGACUGAUAAUUAUGGUAACGUAAUGCCUGUUGACUGGAAAUCUUCACACACCAGAGCUUUGCACUUGCCAACACUGAAUCUUUCAGAAAAAGGGGUAAAUGAUAAUUUGAACCUUGACCUGUCAGAUGAUGAAGAGCUGAGAGAACAAUUGGAUAUGCAUUCUAUCAUUGUUUCCUGCAUCAAUGAUGAACCACUCUUCACAGCAGAGCAGGUGAUUGAAGAAAUAGAGGAAAUGAUGCAGGAAUCACCUGAUCCAGAAGAUGAUGAAACGCCCACCCAAUCAGAUCGACUCUCCAUACUUUCCCAGGAAAUUCAGACAUUGAAGAGAUCCAGUACAAACAACAGUUAUGAAGAGAGAGUAAAACGAUUGUCUGUUGCUGAGCUAAAUGAACUGCUAGAAGAAAUUGAGACUGCUAUUAAGGAUUAUUCUGAGGAACUGGUACAGCAGUUGGCUCUGCGAGAUGAGUUGGAGUUUGAGAAGGAGGUGAAAAACAGCUUCAUUUCUGUCCUCAUCGAAGUACAAAACAAGCAGAGAGAACAAAAAGAAACAGCAAAGAAGAAAAAGAAGCUGAAAAAUGGUAGUCCUCAAAAUGGCAAACCAGAAAGAGGUCAUAUGCCUGGAACACGCUUCAGCAUGGAAGGGAUCUCAAAUGUCAUACAGAAUGGCUUCCGCCACACGUUUGGAAACUCAGGUGGAGAGAAACAGUACUUGACAACCGUAAUUCCUUAUGAGAAGAAAAAUGGACCCCCAUCUGUUGAAGAUCUUCAAACGUUAACUAAAAUCCUGCAUGCCAUGAAAGAGGAUAGCGAGAAAGUGCCAAGCUUGUUAACAGACUAUAUUUUAAAGGUUCUGUGUCCUACAUGAAGAGGGCUGCCUUUCAGAAUUAACAACGCUCCUUCCUGUGAUGAGAAGCUUUCCAUGGAUAUAACUCAGUAUUUUUUCAUUUGGCACUGUACCUAAACCAUUAUGCAUUUAUUUCCCUUGUAUGUGCGUGGGUUUUCUGAUCCUACAGUAAGUCUUCUGGGCAUGACAACUCAUCUGUUUUAACUUAAUAGUGCAAUGAACCGGAGCAGGGAACAAACAUUGUACAGUUUUACUCACAUUGUUCUGGCUUUUUAAAGUCUAUUUUUACAUUGUAUAGCAUGUAGUAAAUCCUCCUGCACAUUUUGCUGUUGGAAGGAGAAGUAAACUUUGAAUAGUGUAAAUAAAAUAAGCCUAGUUUUAAGGAAUCCAUAUUUGAUAGCAUCCUUAGUUCCUAUAGCAAAGAUCUAGGAAGGAUCAUGGUUGAACUUGGACUAAAAGAUUCAGAUGAGUUCUGCAGGAAGGACUCCACAGAACAAUGUUGGUGGAAGUCAGCAUUAAACAGAAACUUUGCUUGAACUUAACAACAGUAUUGUUAAUACAGUGAACAAACACCUGGAUUCUUUGAUGUUUCGGCAUAAGUAAUUGGUGUGUUGCCUGUCCUUGUUAACACAAUGUACUAUUUCAUAUUAGGUUUUAAUUUUAAUUACUAAUGUUCACAUGGCUCAUAUGUUCUCCCAUAUUGUUGCUAUAAGUUUACUGUUUUUAAUAAGUGUUUGAUCUUAAAGAGAGUGCUUCAAUAUGUAAACAUUUUUAAAGCCUUUAUCUUUUUAAAAAUACAUGUACAGUUUGAAAAACUUGCACCUGAGUUUCCAUUUAGUAUUAUAAUGAGACAUUGGUCAUUGUGUAUCUCUAAAUUUGACUACAAAUCUCUCUUGUAAAUUGUAUCUACUGUCUUUUCUGUGUUGAUAUAUCUUUAUUCAAACAGAUGAGAAUGUAUUUUACAAAUCCUGUAAAAGAAACAUACCCCAUAAUCUCAACAUGAAAUACUUGCCACAGAUAAUUGUGCCAGUCUGAAAGAGUAGACUGAAAUAUGGGUACUAAUAAAAAUAAAGGAACUGUUUUCUAGAUUGAAUUCCUAUUGAAUAUACACCCAGAUUUGUGUACUGUCUAUGAAAGGCACUGGGAUAUAAGGUUCUAAAGAGAUAAGCAUGUGUUUUCUUAAAAAGUUUUUAUUCCAUCUUUAAAGUCUUCGGUCUUCUUGUUAGUUGAGGAGGAAUUUUCUCAUAAAUGCCUUGUGUCACUGUCAUGGUUUGACUCAGGAUUGGCAAUUAAACCAACUCUCCCUCCCACCCAGGUAGGGAAAGAGAGAAUAAUGGAGGGAGACUCCCCAGAUUGAAAACUAAACUAGACAUCUUUAAUUAAAUACUAAUAUGUAAGAAAAUAUGUACAGUUAUAUACAAAUGUGUUCAGGACUGUGCAAAAUGCUGUUGCCUCUCCUCACCCCCAGCAAUUCCCACAGUGUCUCCUGAGCUGUGAGCAGUUCUAAAAUGUCCAAGACCUCUCUGCAUGAGAUAUCAGCAGAUCAGAGAGGAGCUGAGGGGAGAGUCAGGGUCAGGAAUGCACGAGCCGAGGGGUCAACAGUGAUGGAUAGAUGGAAUCCUCCCUGGACGCUGGCCAUGGAGAAGGGAGAAAGAAGCAGGAAGGGGCUUGACUUGCAUGUUCCCUGACCUUAUACUGGGCUUAUGUAGAUACAUGGAAUGGAAUACUCUGGUAAAUUUUGCUGUCUGUCUAGUCCACUCCUCCCUGUGGGAGAACUGCAGAUACGACUAUUCUGCUCCUGUAGCAUCUGAGGCCGCAGAUUGAACAAGUAGAGCAAAGUGACCUUGACAUCUCAGCAGUAAUAUAAGCAGUCCAGCAUUAUCAGUCCACUAGCUGGAAAACUCGCUGAAGAAAAAAAAAAUCAGUACUAAGAAAAUUGGCUUUAUCCAGGCUCAAACCAGGACAGUCACUUAGUACUCAUUUUAUCAUUGUCACCAAAUACUCAUUUUCAUCACAAAUUCAGUUUGAAAGUAGUGCUCAGAAUGCUUUCUCUUUUUUUCUAAAGCCUCAAUAUUUUUGUUUCUUGUGCCUUUUUCAGUCAAUAAAGUUCUCAGCUUGCAAUA
Messenger RNA from Apus apus (common swift), 3264 nucleotides. It is a transcript of the gene FEZ2, whose product is annotated as fasciculation and elongation protein zeta 2. NCBI's taxonomy places the organism in Eukaryota, Metazoa, Chordata, Aves, Apodiformes, Apodidae. Gene Ontology annotation, cellular component: axon; cytoplasm. Bases 44 to 1162 code for a protein of 372 amino acids. The record is from RefSeq and is a predicted model, not a curated record. The transcript is spliced from 9 exons.